GGCACACCGACACCAAGCCCGACAGUAGAAUCUGCUGUCCUCUUCUUCGCAGCCAUGGCGGCAAGGCAAAGCAGGUCAUGCCUGAUCCUGGCAACUUCGGCCGUUUUUCUCCUUUCCGUGCGUCACCUUGGAGGAACCUUGUACGUCCUUCCCGGCGGCGAGCCAGGCGAGGUGAAGCGCUCGGGCGAGGCGAAGCCAAUGCUGCGGCGCGCCUUGUUUGCGGGUUUGGCGCUCGCAAGCCCAGCAGAACAAGCCCAUGCAUUGAUGGCAGAGGAGCUGCGGGCGGCCAGCCUCUUCCAGCGGGUCUCGCCCAGCGUCCUGAGCGUUUCAGAGAAGCCCACAGCCCUCGGCGCAGUUGCAGGCGGCGCCACUGGCACUGGCUUCGUGUGGGACAACAGCCAUGUGGUGACCAACUAUCAUGUCGUGAGCGAGAUCAAGAAUCCCCACGUCACUUUUCUCCGGAAGGAUGCCAACGGUUUCGACGAGCACGUUGCCGUGGGCGCCUACGUGGUGGGUGCAGAUCCGCUGUCGGACAUUGCCGUCUUGCAAGUGAGGGGCGAGGAAAGCAUGUCCGAGCUGAUGCGGCCCUUGGAUCGCGGCACCUCCACGCAGCUGAAACCCGGCCAGGAGGUCUUCGCCUUGGGGAACCCUUUCGGCCUGGAGCACUCCAUGAGCAAGGGCGUCAUCAGCGGCCUGGCGCGUAGCAUGGAGGGCACAGCCGGAUGGCCCGUGAGCGGCAUCAUCCAGACAGAUGCCUCUAUCAACCCUGGCAACAGUGGGGGACCGCUGCUGAAUAGUGAAGGCGCUGUGGUGGGUGUGAACACCGCCAUCCUCUCUACCAGUGGAACGUUCUCCGGGGUUGGCUUUGCCCUGCCCAUCGACACGGUGGUUAAGAACGUGCAAUCGAUGAUUGAAGAAGGCUACGUGUCCCGGCCAUCCAUCGGCGUGGAGCUGGCCCCGGAUUCGGUCUCCGAGUCCUUGGGCAUGCCGGGGGCGAUGGUGAUGAAGGUAGUACCAGGGGGGCCUGCCCAGCGCGCAGGGAUGAGGGCCCUGCGCAGCGGUCAGCUUGGCGAUGUUAUUGUCAGGAUGGGCGGCAAGUCGAUUUCCAGCCCCGAAGACGUCUUCCGAUGCCUGGAUGAGAGAAAGCCCGGGGAGGAGGUCAUCAUGACGGUGCAGCGACCCUCAGCUGACGAAGAAAGUGACAACGUGGACGUGGUAGAUCUGGUCGUUCGCCUGGGCCGCUCAAAUUCCAAGAUGGUGGUCUACUAAGCCAGGUCUACCUGGGUGCCACACCACUCCCAGGAUGCAUUGGAUGCACCUGGCAAAUGUUUUCUCCCAUCAGGCAAUUGAUGGCAAUCGCACCAUGGCCUUGAGGAGUGCAGGGCGCAUUUCUCGGAAUCUUUCACGGCGCGGCCGCGCGCAUGUCAGGCGCAGGAUCUUGUUCGGUCGAUUUGAGAAGUUGAUCUUGCCCCUCCAAUCCAGCUUGCAAAUCACAUGCCGAGCCCAGUGAGGAGGGUUCGGGGCUGGAAGUCGUUG
Effrenium voratum is the source of this 1536-nucleotide messenger RNA. The record is from the annotation of a GenBank genome assembly. NCBI's taxonomy places the organism in Eukaryota, Dinophyceae, Suessiales, Symbiodiniaceae.